AGAGUAUUUUCCUUCUUAGUUAAAAAUAUGGCUGCUACUAGUAGUUACGGAAUUGGCAAGUAACCUUGAUUUCUGUCCUUUAAGAUGGUAGUUGCAAUUUGACAAAAAUGACAAAUUUCCUCUCCUCUUCUACCUAUUGUUAAUUUGUUAUUUACAGAUAUGGAGUCAAGGAGGAGCGCCUUGGAUGAGAGAUCAAGCUACUUCACCCCAAGUGAAAGACUUUGUGCAGUGUUUAAAGGAAUAGUAGAAACUGUGAUCUUUAGUUUUCUUGGUUGUUUUAGUUUCCAGCAUCUGCCUCCUAAGCACCAUUACACCAUCAAUGACCUCAAUCGCAUUUCUAGCACAACUUUAUUUACAGUGAAUGAGGUGGAGGCGUUGCUUGAUUUAUUCAAGAAGUUGAGUAGAUCAAUUAUUGAUGAUGGCCUUCUACACAAGGAAGAGCUCCAGUUGGCCUUGUUAAGAACUCCUGCAGGCAAAAACCUUUUUCUGGACAGGAUAUUUGAUCUUUUUGACGAGAAGAAAAAUGGUGUAAUCGAAUUCGAGGAAUUUGCUCAUGCACUCAAUGUUUUUCAUCCUCGUGCCUCCCUGGAGGAUAAAAUUGACUUUGCAUUUAGGUUGUAUGAUUUGAAAGACACUGGAUAUAUCGAACGGGAAGAAGUGAGUAUCUCUGUGUUGAGACAUGUCCAGAACAUGUAUGGUUUUCAGGUCCGGCUAAUGUUAAAUGCCAUUUUGCAAGAAUCUGACUUGCAGCUUUCGGAGGAAUAUCUUGAAGCAAUCAUUGAUAAGACAUUUGCCGAUGCCGACGCCAACAAGGAUGGUAAAAUUAACAAAGAAGAAUGGAAGGAGUUCGUUAUUCAAAACCCAACCCUUUUGAAGAACAUGACUCUUCCUUAUUUAAUGGACAUCACCACAGUGUUUCCAAGUUUUAUUUUCAACACUGAAGUUGAUGACUGAAACCUUUAGUUACAAUUUUCUUUCAUGCUAAGCCAAAAUAUUGACGGCAAAAUGUCAACAGAAAAGCCAUUCUAAUUCAUCAGAAAUGCUUUUCAGUAGGCAACAGCAGCUGGUCACUUCUUCAAAUUUUAACACUGGUCAUGCAGCCUUUCUUUUCCCUCAUUAUUUUGGUGGGGAUAAUAUUUCAUUAAUUGAGGGUGGGUCUAAUCAAAACACCCCAUCUCUCCCUUGUAUUCUUUCCACAUUGGCAAAUUUUAUAUUAUUCUUCCAUUACAUUAUAUUCCAUACGAAAUUGUAAACAUAAAAAUACAUAUCAGCUAUAGAAUUUGAAGA
Molecule: messenger RNA, 1287 nt
Organism: Hevea brasiliensis (rubber tree)
Lineage: Eukaryota; Viridiplantae; Streptophyta; Magnoliopsida; Malpighiales; Euphorbiaceae
Product: calcineurin B-like protein 10
Exons: 9
Coding region: 160-954 (264 amino acids)
Biological process (GO): calcium-mediated signaling
Molecular function (GO): kinase binding; calcium ion binding
Source: RefSeq, a predicted model, not a curated record